AUGGGCUGGACAUACAACACUCGAGAUCCUGAUGCACCCACCAUAGGGCCCAUGAUCACUGGCGUUGCCAUUGCCCUCACCCUUCUCUCUCUCGUCACAACGUGUCUUAGGACCUAUGUCCGGGCACGUAUGAUCAAAGCCUUUGGAAUCGAUGAUUGGAUGAUUUUAAUAACGUGGUUUUGUGCGGCCGGCUUUGCGAUUAUCACCGUUGUCCAAACGAAAUGGGGCCUUGGCUUGCUUCAUAUCCAAGACCUCCCGGACGAGGACGUGUAUAAUUUCGGGCUAUUACAAUACAUUGGCGCUCCGUUCUACAUCACCAGUAUUCUCGGCUUCAAACUCGCCCUCCUUUCUUCCUACGUUCGCUUUGUCCCGCUUGGGAUUUAUCGUAACAUCCUCUUCGGCGUCAUUACGACCUGUAUCUUGUUCCACCUCUCUUUCCUUCUUGUCCAGCUAAACCUCUGCCAACCGGUCCGGAAACAAUGGGAUCCGGCUGUUACCGACGGGUCAUGCGUUGCGAGUGUGCCGUUCUACACAUCCAUGGCCUCGAUCACAAUCGUCUUUGAUGUUACAGUGUAUGUCCCCCCUCCCCUGCGCCUCACCCACAGCUCCCCUUACACCCCGAUUCUUUCUCUAAUCCAUGCGUUCUGGGGGUGCCACAGGAUGCUCCUCCCUUUCCCCGUCCUUCACAAAUCCCACCUUCAAACACGGAAGAAGCUUAUCCUGUUCGGCCUCUUCGGCCUUGGCAUCUUCAUCACCGUAAUCCAAAUCAUCCGCAUCCAGACAGUCAAGCAACUAGUCAACUACGUCGACAGUGCGCCUCUCAUCCUCUGGUCCUCCGUCGAGAACAACCUCGGCAUCAUCGUCGCCAACGUACCCACCCUCGCGCCGCUCGUCAAGUACUACAACGUCCGCAGUUCUCGAGGAGGCGGCAUCAGUACCAGCGGCAAAAUGAACAAGAACGGGACGGGGAACUCGGCCGGUAUGGCAGUGGGCGCUGUCCCGACCAUUGGGUCAGCCACCGCCCGGGGCUGGCGCCACGGCAGCAGCGGCAGCCGCGGUAGUGUGGAUGAGUUGGCGACAUGGCAUGACACAACGGAGAUGGGUAGUUUUGGUGGGUCUGCCAGUGCUGUGUGCGCCAAGGGGGGCGGGAGUAUGGACUCGAUACUGUUGGAUAAGUCUGGUAGUGAUAGCGGUAGUAGUCAUCGGCCGCCCAUGAGCCGGGACGGUGAAAAGAUAGGGGACACUGGAGAGAGAUGUGUCACACCAAGGGGUAUAACGAAGAGGGUGGAAGUUGUAGUAACAAGGACCUAG
Dichotomopilus funicola is the source of this 1311-nucleotide messenger RNA. RefSeq lists its product as uncharacterized. The coding region runs from base 1 to 1311 and encodes 436 amino acids. The transcript is spliced from 6 exons. The record is from RefSeq and is a predicted model, not a curated record. NCBI's taxonomy places the organism in Eukaryota, Fungi, Ascomycota, Sordariomycetes, Sordariales, Chaetomiaceae.